Sugiyamaella lignohabitans is the source of this 2925-nucleotide messenger RNA. RefSeq names its product pericentrin Pcp1 (gene pcp1). The transcript has a single exon. The coding region runs from base 1 to 2925 and encodes 974 amino acids. Lineage: Eukaryota; Fungi; Ascomycota; Dipodascomycetes; Dipodascales; Trichomonascaceae. The record is from RefSeq and is a predicted model, not a curated record.
AUGUACUCCAAGAACUCUGCUGGAGCCGGUGGUGGGACUGCGAGCAGGAGCGGAGGUGGAGGUGCGACUGGCAGAAAGUUUUAUUUCAAGGAUAUCGAUGCUAGUUUGGACACGACUCCUUCGAUUCCAAGGAGGACAGUUUUGAGCGGACUGGGCCAGACUGGUCAUCCGAAGCUGCUGUCGACUCCUGGGUCUUCAGAAUCGUCGAAACGGCAGUCGGCUGCUGCUACUGGUGCGACGGGCACAGGAAGAGAGUUUACUCCGUUGCUACGAACAGUUGCAAAACCUGAAAAUGCCAAGAUUCCUCAGGGGUUUGAGAGUUAUCGAAAACCGGAUCCGCUGCUGUUUGAUGAGUACCAGGACACUGUGAGUUUAGAGAGUUUCGACAAGUCAGCCAUGUACAGCUCGCGAAAGAAGAAACACGCAGGUGUAGAAUCUUUAUUACAGACUAAUCGAGGAAAGGAAAAUAAACUGCUGGGAGAGUCGUCUAUUCCUCUGAAAGAGCAGGAGAAAGUCAUUUAUGAACAGAAAAAUCUUAUAUUUGAUUUACAGCUUCGAAUCAACCUGUUGGAGCAGUGCACACCAGAAAACGUUCACGAGGUGGCUAUGCAAAAUGCCGAUUUGAAACAGGAAAUUAUCAAGUACCGAACUGAACUGGAGUCGUUGAAACUGCGUUUGGAACAAAUGGAGCGAGAAAAAGCUGCUGCUGCCGCUCAACCAGCAAAUGCUUCAACGUCGGAAUCACGAAUCCUGCUGAAAAACCAGGAAAUUUCCGAGUUGAACGAUCGAUUAGAAGAAUUACAAGAAGAGAUUAGUAAACUAAAGGAUACUGUCGAUGAAAAGGACGAGAAAAUCGAUGAGUUGGAACAGGCGAGAAGCGAAUUGGAGCAGGAUCUUGAUAAUGCCAAGGGUGACGAGUCGACUAUUGCAUUGACAAAAGAAUUACAAGAUAAAGUGGACGACCUAGAGAGUGAGGUUGAUAAUCUUCAGCAUGAGAAUCGACAAUUGCUUCGCCAGAAAGAAUCUCUAGAAGACGAUAAUGAAAAGCUGCGGGAGGAGCUCGAAGCAGACAAUACUCAUGACAACAAGGAGAUCGAAGAAAUGAAAAAAGAGCUGUAUAAACUGCGAAAGGAGAAUCGGGACAUGCAAGUAGAUUUCUCUGAUUUACAACGAGCGAAUCAACAGCUUGAAGCACAAGUCAAUGACAAGAACGCCAAGUUAGACCAAGCCCUUGCUGAGGCACUCUCUUACAAAGAAGAUGCGCUACGACAGACGACAAGAGUCCAAGAGCUACAAGAUCUUCUGCAAGACCAAAUGUCAGAGACCGGUCGUGCUGAAGAGCAAGCGUAUGGCGAUGUCCAACUUCUCAAGUCGGAAUUACAGUCCAAAUCGUCAAUUGUAAAGACGCUCGAAAUUGAGUGUGAGGCAUUACAAACAGAGUUGCUAAAUGUGAAGAGUCAGUAUUCUGCUGCUAGUGGUGAGCUUGAAUCUGUUAAGAUACUCAUGAACCGGACAAGUGUCGAUUCUGAAAACUACAAGAAAGAAAGAGACUAUUUCGAACAGAAGCUUCAUGAGACACAGUCCAAGAUGGAUCGUUUAAGCCGACAAGCAAAUGAAUCGAUUAUGGACAAGACUCAUAGUGAGGACAUGCUCGAGCUGAAAAACGAGCUGCGACGAAAGGACCAGGAACUCGACCGGAAAGCCAACCUAUGGCGACAGGACAAGAUGUACCUCGAGGAAAAAGUACAAAAUCUCGAGAGGAUAAAGUCCACUUAUGAAGAACAAGAAAGAAACCUUCUCAAGGACAAGUCCAGCAGUGUUCAAGAAGCCAUCUCGCUAGAAAAGUCUAAGCACGAACAGAACAAGAAGUCACUUGAACUGGAGAUCAGUCAACUCAAAACCACAAUCUCGAACUUGAACGCAGACAUCGAUCAACUUCGAGCUCAAGAAAAGCUCCACAAAACUCUACAAACUGAAUUACAAGAAAAAGAAGACGAUAUAAUGGCAUCACAACAUCAGUUGAUUAUGAUGGAAGAUAUGAAGAAUGAGACGGAAGAGAAGCUGAGUCGACUACGGGUUGCUCAUACAAGUCUAGAGAACACAGUUACUGCAUUACGAGAGGCUAAUGAGACCGAAAGACAGUCGCGUCUCAAGUAUGAGACAGAGCUUCGAGAAGUGCAAGCUGAACUGGUUAAACUUACCCGGGAGAAGGAGUCUAUGGAACUUGCUAAAGAGGGAGUUGAAAACAAGCUCGAACUGCUUGAGAUUAAACACGAGAAACUCAAGGCACGUUUCGACGCAGUAACUGAAACAUGUUCUAAAUUGAAGACCAAGUUAUCAGACAGUCGCUACGACAUGUCACAAAGCAUGAUCCAACAGACGGCUUCAGCCAGUUCGAAGUAUAUCCAGAAAUGCAAAGACUAUGCUCGAGAGAUUCAACGCAUACGAAUCAACGAGCAGACACUUGAGGCUCAAGUCGAGAGAUAUAAAAACCAUGCUAUCAAGCUGAAAGAGCGACUGAACAAUGUGAACUCAACACGGCCAGCUAAAUCGGAAACUCACCAUCAGCAAGAACUCAAGGGUAUGUUAGUACAAAUGCAGUAUCUCAAACAAGUGGCCACCAGGGAGUCACAGUACCGGUCAGAUCUCGAGUUCAUGAAACAGUUUUUCAUGCUCCAAAUCGCCAGCUAUCAGGCAUGCAAUCGAGCCGACCUGGCAAUUUUACAAACCAUGGGCAUCUACCCUGAUUACGACCGGACGGCCAAAAAGCGGCCGAAACUGCAAUCAGUUGCAUUCGUAAUCAUCGCAGCCAUUCGACUCAAGAAACGCUACGAAGUCCGGGACUCGCAGCUCCAGAAGUCCAAUCAGCUGUCAGUCAUCCGUAGCGAAUGGCGACGAAACCGACGACGAAGCACCCAGGCCUGA